AUGGCUCGCGACAUAGUCAAAGCGGCCAAGUCGGCAUCAAAUGUGAUAGCUGUUCACAAGAAAUACACUGUUCAGUCGACUGGCGUAUGGGAGCGUAUCCGUCGCCUUCUGUCCAUUGAUCCUAGUCGCUCUACCGGCGUUCCAUUGAACUCCCAAUUCCGCCUGCCGGCUCCAGGAUCUCUUCCACCUCUGUCCUAUGACGACCCUAUCACAGUUCCAGCGGGUGACAUCGCCGAUAACCCUUACUGGAAGCGCGAUGCUCGGAGAAACUAUCCUAGACUCAGUACGGUGAAUCAGGCCGACGUUGUUGGUCUUCUUACCGUAGGCAGUGAGGCAGCACCAAAGGAAGUUUUGAAGCUUGGUGAAGCGGGUGAAAGACAAUUGGUAUCGGUCAAGCAACAAGGAGAGGAGCGCGGCCUUGCCGGGUUUUUCGAGAAAGACAAGGAGGGGGCUAGCGGUGUCCUGAAUGCAAAUGGUUUGCCACCCUUGCCUUGCAGCUUGAAUUCUUCAGCUUCCAAAUACCAGCUGGAUCAUCAACAUGGCUAUCCUGGCGUGUAUCCCUGUCGCACUUUUAUCUGA
Molecule: messenger RNA, 579 nt
Organism: Aspergillus aculeatus ATCC 16872
Lineage: Eukaryota; Fungi; Ascomycota; Eurotiomycetes; Eurotiales; Aspergillaceae
Product: putative NADH-ubiquinone oxidoreductase 21 kDa subunit
Exons: 3
Coding region: 1-579 (192 amino acids)
Source: RefSeq, a predicted model, not a curated record